GCAGACAGCAUCCGGGGUUGGGUGGAUGCAAACAACCAUGAAACACUGGGCUCGCUCCUUCCCCUUCCCCGGCUCAGCUGCUGCCGCCGCCACCGCCGCUCCUCCUCCCGCCGCCGCCAGGAGGGCUCCGCUGUGAGGGGAGGCAGGGGCGCAGCCGCUGGGCGUGAAUCCGAAAGGGGAGCGCCGGAGAGCCCGAGGAGGGGGCGGGCAGGCCACGAAAAUGUCCUCGGCCGUGGGGCCCCGCGGUCCUCGCCCACCCACGGUGCCUCCCCCGAUGCAAGAGAUGCCCGACCUGAGCCACCUGACCGAGGAGGAGAGGAACAUUAUCUUGGCAGUGAUGGACCGGCAGAAGGAAGAGGAGGAAAAAGAAGAAGCCAUGCUCAAGUGUGUUGUCAGGGACAUGGUGAAGCCUGCUGCCUGCAAAACACCAAGAAAUGCUGAAAACCAGCCCCACCAACCUUCACCGAGAUUGCAUCAACAAUUUGAAAGCUAUAAGGAACAAGUAAGAAAAAUAGGGGAAGAAGCACGUCGCUACCAGGGCGAGCACAAAGAUGAUGCUCCGACUUGUGGAAUCUGUCAUAAAACAAAGUUUGCUGAUGGGUGUGGCCAUCUCUGCUCCUACUGCCGAACCAAGUUCUGUGCCCGCUGUGGAGGCAGGGUGUCUCUGCGAUCAAACAACGUUAUGUGGGUAUGCAAUUUAUGUCGAAAGCAACAAGAAAUAUUAACCAAAUCUGGGGCUUGGUUCUUUGGAAGUGGCCCUCAGCAACCAAGUCAGGAUGGAACCUUAAGUGACACAGCUACAGGUGCUGGUUCUGAGGUACCUAGAGAAAAGAAAGCACGGCUGCAAGAGCGAUCACGGUCUCAGACACCUUUAAGCACUGCGGCUGCCUUGGUCCAGGACACAACUCCUCCCCGCGGCACAAAAGCAGACAAGAGUAAGGGUGCUGAAGCCUCACAGCAAGCUAUGGGGCCCGACCAGAAGCAAGCUUCAUCCAGGUCUAGAAGUGAGCCUCCGAGAGAGAGGAAGAAAACUCCAGGGCUUUCGGAACAGAAUGGCAAGGCAGCCGUGAAGAGCGAGAGGAAACGAGUGCCCAAGUCUGCAGCUCAGCCGGGGGAGGGGGCGCUGGAAGAACGCGAGAGGAAAGAAAGGCGGGAAAGCAGAAGGCUGGAGAAAGGGCGGUCCCAGGACUUGCCAGACAAACGCGAAGAUGGCAAAACCAUGCUGGAUGAGGAGAAGCAAAGGAAAGAGGAGGAAUACCAGACCAGGUACCGCAGCGACCCGAACCUGGCGCGGUAUCCGGUGAAGCCGCCUCCGGAGGAGCAGCAGAUGCGCAUGCAAGCCCGAGUGUCCCGCGCGAGGCACGAGAGGCGCCACAGCGACGUGGCGCUCCCGCGCACCGAGGCGGGCGCCGCGCAGCCAGAGAGCAAGGCGGCCAAGCGGGCGCCCGCUGCACCCAGGGCCUCGCCGCCGGAGUCGCCCCGGGCCUACUCGGCCGAGAGGACUGCGGAUGUCAGGGCUGCGGGCACCAAGCAGUUAACGAACCACAGCCCGCCGCCGGAGCCUAGGCACGGGCCGGUGCCCGUAGAAAUCCCGGAGCCCAAAGCCCAGGAGCCUCUCAGGAAGCAGAGCCGCCUGGACCCCAGCUCGGCCGUGCUCCUCCGAAAGGCCAAGCGCGAGAAGGUGGAGACUAUGCUGCGCAACGACUCGCUGAGCUCCGACCAGUCCGAGUCGGUGCGGCCGUCUCCGCCCAAGCCUCACCGGUCCAAGAGGGGCGGCAAGAAGAGGCAGAUGUCGGUGAGCAGCUCGGAGGAGGAGGGCGUGUCCACGCCGGAGUACACGAGCUGCGAGGACGUGGAGCUGGAGAGCGAGAGCGUCAGCGAGAAAGGUGACUUGGAUUAUUACUGGUUGGAUCCUGCCACGUGGCACAGCCGGGAAACAUCACCUAUUAGUUCACAUCCAGUGACGUGGCAGCCAUCUAAAGAAGGGGACCGAUUAAUUGGACGUGUUAUUCUUAACAAGAGAACGACCAUGCCCAAAGAAUCAGGUGCAUUACUAGGUCUGAAAGUUGUUGGAGGGAAAAUGACUGAAUUAGGACGCCUUGGUGCCUUCAUCACCAAAGUAAAGAAGGGUAGCCUUGCAGAUGUAGUUGGACAUUUAAGAGCAGGGGAUGAAGUUCUAGAAUGGAAUGGUAAACCCCUGCCGGGAGCUACAAAUGAAGAAGUUUACAACAUUAUUUUAGAAUCAAAAUCAGAACCUCAAGUUGAAAUUAUUGUUUCAAGGCCUAUUGGUGACAUCCCAAGGAUUCCUGAGAGUUCCCACCCUCCACUGGAGUCUAGUUCAAGUUCCUUUGAAUCUCAGAAGAUGGAAAGGCCUUCUAUUUCAGUUAUUUCUCCAACCAGUCCUGGAGCUCUAAAAGAUGCCCCACAAGUCUUACCAGGACAACUUUAUGUAAAACUUUGGUAUGAUAAAGUGGGACACCAGCUGAUUGUAAAUGUUCUCCAAGCAACUGAUCUACCCUCUAGAAUAGAUGGGCGUCCUAGAAAUCCCUAUGUAAAAAUGUAUUUUCUUCCAGAUAGAAGUGAUAAAAGUAAAAGGAGGACCAAAACAGUAAAGAAAGUACUAGAGCCAAAAUGGAAUCAAACUUUUGUCUAUUCACAUGUACAUCGUAGAGAUUUUAGAGAGCGAAUGCUAGAGAUAACUGUGUGGGAUCAACCAAGAGUGCAAGAAGAAGAAAGUGAAUUUCUUGGAGAGAUCCUCAUAGAACUGGAGACAGCACUUUUAGAUGAUGAACCACAUUGGUAUAAACUUCAGACACAUGAUGAAUCUUCACUACCUCUGCCUCAGCCAUCACCUUUCAUGCCAAGGCGACAUAUUCAUGGAGAAAGCUCUAGCAAAAAGCUGCAAAGAUCUCAACGAAUCAGUGAUAGUGACAUCUCAGAUUAUGAGGUUGAUGACGGUAUUGGAGUAGUUCCUCCAGGUUAUAGGUCUAGUGCUAGAGAAAGUAAAUCUACAACAUUAACUGUGCCAGAACAGCAAAGAACAACUCAUCACCGCUCACGUUCAGUAUCUCCUCAUCGCGGCGAUGAUCAGGGAAGGCCGCGUUCACGUUUACCAAAUGUGCCAUUACAGAGGAGUUUAGAUGAAAUUCAUCCAACAAGAAGGUCACGUUCUCCAACCAGACACCAUGAUGCCUCCCGAAGUCCAAGUGAUUACAGAUCCAGAGAUGUGGAUAGUCAGUAUUUGUCAGAACAAGACAGUGAGCUUCUUAUGCUGCCCAGAGCAAAACGAGGACGAAGUGCAGAAUGCCUACAUACUACCAGUGAACUACAGCCCUCCCUUGACAGGGCUAGGAGUGCUAGUACCAACUGCUUGAGACCAGAUACUAGUUUGCAUUCACCAGAACGAGAAAGGGGUAGAUGGUCCCCCUCCCUAGAUAGGAGACGACCUCCUAGCCCCAGGAUUCAAAUCCAGCAUGCAUCUCCGGAGAAUGACAGGCACUCCAGAAAGUCUGAAAGAUCUAGCAUCCAAAAACAAACUAGGAAAGGCACUGCAUCUGAUGCAGAAAGGGUUCACCCACCAUGUCUUUCUAGAAGGGGAUACGCAGCCCCAAGAGCGACUGAUCAGCCAGUCUUUAGGGGAAAGCAUCCUGCUCGCUCAAGGUCGAGUGAGCACUCUAGUAUCAGAACACUGUGUUCUAUCCACCACCUUGCCCCAGGAGGUUCGGCGCCACCUUCUCCGCUUCUGACAAGGAUGCACCGACAAGGAAGUCCAACCCAGUCUCCUCCUGCAGAUGCAGCCUUUAGCAAUAGAAGAGGAAGACAACUCCCACAAGUGCCAGUGAGAAGCGGCAGUAUAGAACAAGAACAAGAAAAAAAUAAGUCUUCCACAAAAGCAAGCUUAGUAGUGGAGGAGCGAACAAGACAGAUGAAAAUGAAAGUACAUCGAUUUAAGCAGACAACAGGGUCUGGUUCUAGUCAAGAACUUGAUCGCGAGCAAUAUUCCAAGUAUAACAUACAUAAAGAUCAGUACAGAAGCUGUGAUAACGUCUCUGCCAAAUCAUCAGAUAGUGAUGUCAGUGAUGUGUCCGCCAUUUCCCGAACCAGCAGUGCCUCACGCCUCAGCAGCACAAGCUUUAUGUCAGAGCAAUCUGAACGUCCCAGGGGUAGAAUCAGUUCAUUUACCCCUAAAAUGCAAGGCAGACGGAUGGGGACUUCAGGAAGAGCCAUCAUGAAGAGCACCAGUGUGAGUGGAGAGAUGUAUGCACUGGAGCAUAAUGAUGGCAGUCAAUCGGACACAGCUGUGGGUACAGUUGGAGCAGGUGGAAAGAAAAGAAGAUCCAGCCUGAGUGCCAGAGUGGUUGCCAUAGUGUCUCGAAGAAGCAGAAGUACAUCCCAACUAAGUCAAACAGAAUCAGGUCAUAAGAAAUUGAAAAGUACCAUACAGAGAAGUACAGAAACAGGAAUGGCAGCUGAAAUGAGGAAGAUGGUAAGACAACCAAGUCGAGAGUCUACUGAUGGCAGCAUCAACAGUUACAGCUCUGAGGGAAACUUAAUAUUCCCUGGAGUACGACUAGGAGCUGACAGCCAAUUCAGUGAUUUUCUUGAUGGACUUGGACCAGCCCAGCUUGUUGGCCGCCAAACUCUUGCUACCCCUGCAAUGGGUGAUAUACAAAUUGGUAUGGAGGAUAAAAAGGGCCAAUUAGAAGUUGAAGUUAUUAGAGCAAGGAGCCUCACACAAAAACCUGGCUCCAAAUCUACUCCUGCCCCAUAUGUCAAAGUAUAUCUUUUGGAAAAUGGGGCCUGUAUAGCCAAGAAGAAGACAAGGAUCGCACGAAAAACCUUAGAUCCUUUGUAUCAACAGUCCCUGCUUUUUGAUGAAAGUCCACAGGGGAAAGUUCUCCAGGUGAUUGUCUGGGGGGACUAUGGCAGAAUGGACCAUAAAUGCUUUAUGGGUGUGGCUCAGAUAUUGUUGGAAGAACUUGAUCUGUCCAGUAUGGUAAUUGGAUGGUAUAAAUUGUUCCCACCAUCAUCACUGGUGGAUCCUACACUCACUCCCCUAACCCGCCGGGCUUCCCAAUCAUCUCUGGAAAGUUCAACUGGGCCUCCCUGCAUUCGAUCAUAGUGAACUCAUACCAGAAUCAUUCCAAUAAAACUCUACCUUUCAGAGUAAUAAAUGUUAACCAGAAAUUUCAUUAUCAAAAGCAUUGUUGGAGAGACAAUCAACUUGUGUUUAGCCUGUAGUAGUUUUUCAAUAAUAUGUUCCAAUUACUGUUUAAAACCUGGCUUCAUAUGACAGAACAAGGCAGUCUAUCAAAGUACAAUAAGAGUCAAUGUGCUAGUGAGAGUCACUGAUGCUUCUAAUAAACAGAAAUAAAGGAAAUUUCAGAUACACACACACACACACACACACACACACACACACAUCUUGAUCAAACUGGAAGCUCUCACUCUGUGAAAAGUUAUAUUUAACACGUUUCUACACAGACCACAAGCAGUGUUAUUUCCCUGGUAUUUGAGAAAUUUUGUUCUUUUAUUUAUCUGUGUGUUUGUUGAGUUUUGGUUUCUUGAGUUUUUUGUUUGUUUGUUUGUUUGUUUUAUACUGUAUUUGUUGUUUCCACAUGUUUUUCUACUGUGUCAUGACAGGCCUCUUGAUGCUUACAGAGACCCUUCCUUUCUUUUUCCAAAAGCAACCAAAAAAGGGCUGAAGUAGUCUCUGUAGCAUCUUCCCAAAGUGUUCAUCAACUAGGCAAGACGAGGCCAAUGAAGGGUUCACUGGCUUUCAUGUUAUAGUUCUUCAAUGUCUUAUGUGUAGAAAGCCAGAAAACAAAAAGUUACCUUCCAAAACAAAUAAUCACAGAAUCGCUUUUUUUAAAAUGAAGAGCAUACCUGUUUACAUUCUAGAAAAUUAAUUUAGGUUUUCCAUUGUUUUUCAUGGAAGACUUUUAAAGAUGUCAAUCUGCAACUAAUGCUGGGAACUAAAACUAACCACAUAAAUAUUUUUCAAAACACUCAUGUCAUGCCUUUUCUCCCUGAGACCCCUGAAAAAUUACAUGCUUAUGUGUAUAAACCAUACCUUUGACUUCCCAAAAUGGUGACUAGAAAUGGAUUUGAGCCUAAGACACUUUCAGCUAUGCCCAGGCUUUUUGGCUGUAUCUCGAUGUAUACAUACCCAUCUGCCCUGGAAAGAGCAUGGUAUGAGCUGUUCAGUAUUCCACUGGAAAUUCCAGUAGAAAUAUUCUGCACUAAACUAAUGUUUUAAUCAAAUUUUAGUUUACAUUGAUUUGAGAUUGAUGUAAGCACAAAGCUUGAUUUUUUUCAUGCAAGAUAUCUUACUUUGGGGGGGGUGGGGAGAGGGGGAAUAAAACAAAAUCAAAUUUCAAUGUGCAUUUUCUUCAUUUGAGUUUUCCUUGGCCUUGAAUUUCCCCUGUGACAUUCUGUAUAUGUGCUACAGACUGCAGACUCUGCAGGUGCAUCGAUACAUUCUUCCUCCUUUUAUGAGUCAUUCAACUUUUGUGGUUACACAAAUAGAGCAGCAUGACUUGGAACUGUUCAAAGAUGCAUGCAAGUUUUUGUAUAAAAAAAUCAAAAUGAAAAAGCAAAGAAACAAAAGGUUAUUUAAUAAUGUAUGUUAGCUCCACAUAGGCCAGCUUGUAUGUUGCAUGUAUUUGUACAGUUUGCUCGUUAAAUACUAUACUGAAAUAACAAAGAAAUCUAAGCCAUCCAUUUUUGUUAUAGACAUUUUACAAGUUUUAACCAAACUCAGUCUGAGUUUGGGGUAAAAUGUCUCUAGAUGGACUUUAUUUUUUACCCUCUGGAAAACGUGAUGUAGUACGGACCAAAUUCCUUCUAAUAAAUAUUUUGGUGUAGAUUCCUACUGUGGGGCUGUAACACAUGUAGACACUGUGUACACACUAGGUUUUAAUCCAUAGACAUACUGCCUGCACCAAGUGAAUUAUUUAUUAUUAUUUACACAUGCCAGAAUUAUCUGCUCAUCAUUCCACAGGGCACAGAUUGACCACUGCUCACCAUGCUGAGCAGGAAGAACUGAAGCAUUGGUGCACUUCAACUAGAUUCCGUUCUGUCUUAGUGGCCAACAAUCAACUAAUUAUAAUUGGGUAGUAUCUUUCUAUUUUGACCACUUGUCUUAACACUCCCCUGUGCUUUUAAAUGAACUUCCAACUCAUGUAUGUAAACAUGUUUAAUAAAAUUUACUUUUCAUGUCA
Erinaceus europaeus (western European hedgehog) is the source of this 7223-nucleotide messenger RNA. RefSeq names its product regulating synaptic membrane exocytosis 1 (gene RIMS1). The coding region runs from base 221 to 5122 and encodes 1633 amino acids. Gene Ontology annotation, molecular function: transmembrane transporter binding; small GTPase binding. Gene Ontology annotation, cellular component: presynaptic membrane; cytoskeleton of presynaptic active zone. The transcript has 32 exons. The record is from RefSeq and is a predicted model, not a curated record. Gene Ontology annotation, biological process: regulation of synaptic plasticity; intracellular protein transport; regulation of membrane potential. Lineage: Eukaryota; Metazoa; Chordata; Mammalia; Eulipotyphla; Erinaceidae.